CUGUGAAUAUAUAUAUAUAUAUAUAUCUCUCUCUUAAAAGUCAAGGUUAUGUGAUACGCUCGCUGCAGAGCUGUUAUAAAAUUUAGAUUUUACGACCGGCUGUGCAAAAUUACUUCCACUUUUUCCAGGGAAAAGAAAUAAAAAGAGAAAGAAGAAGAAGAAGAAGAAGAAGAAGAAGAAGGUGAGAGUGUGGGGAAAAUGUGGAAAAGACCCAUCAUCAGACUGGAUGACACAAUCCACAGGAGGACUUUCUAAAGCUUUUUAAUCUUUUGCUCUUUGCCAGUGUAUACUAAUACUACUCCUCUUCGUAGAAAGAGAGAGAGAGAGAGAGAGAGAGAGAGAGAGAGAGUCCCCACAACUGCCUGUCUCCGCUGCCGGACAAAACUGCCACCGCCAAUAAUGCUUUGGGACCUUGGAAACCAGACAACACUUCUUCUUCUCUCUCUCUUCCGUUUACUCUCACCUACUUUCUCCAGUUACAUAUACUCUCUCUUCUCUCCAAGUUGGUUAUUUUUCCGCCCUUCAUUUCUCACCUUCUUAAUUCAUUCCGUUUCCUCUUCAUUGUUUCUGUUUUUGUUUUGUUUUUUUUUUUUUUUUUUUACCAAUUCUUGAAUUCACCUCUCCUAUCCUCUCUUGGGCUCCAUUCUCUAUCUCUUCUCCUGUAGAGCUCUGGAGUAGCAUUUAAUUUUAUUCUAUUUAAGUGUAUCACCAGCAGCAUCAGAAAAACAAAGGAAUAUAUACAUUUAUGCUGCUUUGUAUAUGGGGUCUAUCUUUCUGCUUCUAUUGUGCGUUACAUUUAUUGCUAUACUUCUGUUAGCAUUACAACGGAAUGUUUGGUGACUAAGUGAGUGAGAGAGAGAGAUAGUGAAUUUAAAGCUUACUUGCAAAUUCUACCACUGCUACUACUAUUACUACUGCUACUUGCUGCCUGCUCAGCUGUUAUGGAGAGGGUUCAAGGCCCCAUUGAUCCUUGUUUCUUAGGAGAACGUCUCGAUGUGGAGGGUUUACAACGGGAAUUUGCCAACACAGGAAGUUUGAGAUUUCAAGAAGAAGAAGAGGAAGAAGAAGAAGAAGAAGAAACACAGUUGUUAAUGCCAAGCUUGGAAGACAAAAUGCCUUUCCUUCAAAUGCUUCAAAGCGUUGAAUACCCACCAUUCUUCCCCAUUAAAGAACCCAACUUCCAAACACUGUUAAAACUCCAACAUCUCAAAAAGCAGCAGCCAUGGGAUAUGACCACUUAUAUUACUGAAACAGAAACCCGACACAUUCAAGCAGCGGCAUUAGAGCAUGAAAGUUGUGUCACUCAUGACAUACCUGAUUUACACUCACCAGUCAAAUCUGAAAGCCAAGACCUUCGAAACCCACAUUCAAAUUCUUAUCUUGAAGAGGUGAGCCGCGAGGCUGAUAACCAAACAGUUCGAGUUAACUCAGAUAGCUCUUCAUUUCCUUGGACUAUCCAACAAACCAUGCUUAGCGAUACCCAUUUCUCAAAAUCUUCUCCUCUGUUAGUCCCUAGAGAAAGACGAAAGCGAAAGCGGACAAGGCCAACAAAGAACAAAGAAGAAGUUGAAAGCCAGCGUAUGACCCACAUUGCCGUCGAGCGCAACCGCCGUCGUCAAAUGAAUGACCAUCUCAACUCUCUCCGUUCUCUCAUGCCUCCCUCUUACGUUCAAAGGGGCGACCAAGCAUCGAUUAUUGGAGGUGCAAUAGACUUUGUGAAGGAGCUAGAGCAGCUUCUACAGUCUCUUGAGGCUCAAAGAAGAACGAGAAAACCAGAAGAAGCUGAGGCAGGUAUUGGCAUUUCAUCAAACGGGCUGUUUACUUUACAAUCGGACUGUAAUGGUAAUUGUGAAGAGGAGUCAAAGGUGAAGAGAAUAUCAGAGGUGGGGGAGAUAGAAGUGACUGCCGUACAUAACCAUGUAAAUUUGAAGAUACAAUGUCACAGAAAACCAGGCCUACUGUUGAGAGCCAUUUUUGCAUUAGAGGAACUUAGGCUUUCAGUUUUGCACCUUAAUAUUACUUCAUCUGAAACUACUGUUCUUUAUUCAUUCAAUCUAAAGAUAGAGGAAGACUGUAAGCUGGGAUCAGCGGAUGAGGUAGCAGCAACAGUUAAUCAAAUAUUCAGCAUUAUCAACGGCAGCUGAUUGGGACUAUGAACACUAGGCAAUUCACCAAAAAGACAGUAGCUGACAAAAUAUAAAAUGCUUCCCUCCGCUGUAAUGUAAGAAGCUGAAACUGGGUUCUUUUAUUCUUUUUAUUUUAGAAAAAGGGGCGGCGUUAGACCAUAAAGGAACAAAAACCAGAGAUGGUUGCUGCUAGCUGCACCAUUGCCAUAAGCAAAACACUCCUAUUGCUAAACCUAGAACCGAAAUUGUAACUUGGGAUGUCUUUGGGGGGGGGGGGGGGGGGGGGGGGGUCCAGUACCAGUAGAGGGCUAAAUAUCAUUUAAAUAUGAAGGUGUAAAAUUGUGGGAGUGUAUGAUGAUGACAAACAGAAAAUUGCAAAAUCAAAGGAAAUGAUGCUUCUCUUUUUAUUUUGACUUUGGGAUGUCUUUAUUUGUAUGGCAUUUUGAUGGUUUAUCAUUAUAUAAUGUCCGAAUCUGCGUCUGCUCUCCUUUUUCUUUUGUAUUUUA
Ricinus communis (castor bean) is the source of this 2632-nucleotide messenger RNA. Its product is annotated as transcription factor bHLH67. Gene Ontology annotation, biological process: regulation of transcription by RNA polymerase II. The transcript is spliced from 4 exons. Lineage: Eukaryota; Viridiplantae; Streptophyta; Magnoliopsida; Malpighiales; Euphorbiaceae. Bases 942 to 2144 code for a protein of 400 amino acids. Gene Ontology annotation, molecular function: protein dimerization activity; RNA polymerase II cis-regulatory region sequence-specific DNA binding; DNA-binding transcription factor activity, RNA polymerase II-specific. The record is from RefSeq and is a predicted model, not a curated record.